This is a messenger RNA of Brassica napus (rape), 1045 nucleotides long. Its product is annotated as gamma-interferon-responsive lysosomal thiol protein-like. NCBI's taxonomy places the organism in Eukaryota, Viridiplantae, Streptophyta, Magnoliopsida, Brassicales, Brassicaceae. Bases 211 to 960 code for a protein of 249 amino acids. The transcript is spliced from 5 exons. Gene Ontology annotation, molecular function: oxidoreductase activity, acting on a sulfur group of donors, disulfide as acceptor. The record is from RefSeq and is a predicted model, not a curated record.
ACGUAGAAUCUAAUAUUCACUAAUUAAUGCUAGUCAGUAAUUUUAUAAACUAAAUAUUAAAGGUACUCUGGCUCUUAAACAUGUGGACACACAAGGUCAAACAAAAAAACAAUAAUAAGGCAAACUCCGCGUGGAAAAUGUUACCAAUGUAUUAAAAAUCAAUUAACCAACUGUAAAAUAAAGCUAUCUAUAAAGAGAUCUCAUCUAUAAAUGCAUACACAAAGCAUUCGUCAUAAACCACACUCAAUUCAAACUCUAGAAAGAAUACUUUUAACAAUGGCUUCUUCUUCUUCAAACAAGCUUGUGUUCUUAGCUUUCCUUCUCCUGUUCGUAUUCUCAAACAAUCUUGUGGCUGGAAAACCCCAGAAAGUGAAACUCAAUCUUUACUACGAAUCACUUUGUCCAUACAGUCAGAAAUUCAUAAACGAUGAUCUGGUGAAACUCUUUGAGUCCGAUCUCCACAGAAUCACCGAUCUCAAGCUCGUUCCAUUCGGUAACGCAAAAGUCUCCGAUAACCUAACUGUCACUUGCCAGCAUGGUGAAGAGGAAUGUAAACUAAACGCCAUUGGAGCUUGCGCCAUAAAAACUUGGCCCAAUCCGAAAAUGCACUACUGGUUCAUAAGGUGCGUUGAAAAGGACACGAAAAACUGGGAAUCAUCAUGUUUUAAGACAUAUGGUGGUGAGAAAGCCAUAAGAGAUUGUUACUCCAGUAAUCUCUCUAAAAAACUUAUACUUGGUUAUGCAAAGCAGACUUUGAAUUUGAUGCCGAAGAAAGAAUACGUCCCGUGGGUCACAGUGAACGGCAAGCCACUCUACGAAAAUUAUGAAGAUUUUGUGGCCCAAAUGUGCAAAGCGUACCAAGGAAAGGCUCCUCUCCCAAAAGUUUGCAAUUCUUCUGCCUCGGCAAAGAAGAAAGUGUUGAAGCUUCAAGUCUCGUAUGGUGAAGAUUUCCAUCACUAAAAAAGUACUUAUUGAACUAAGUUGGAUUUAAGCUUAAUUAUGUGUGUAAGCUGAGUGAUUAAUAAAAUAAUAUUUGUAAUACCCA